Dendroctonus ponderosae (mountain pine beetle) is the source of this 1401-nucleotide messenger RNA. RefSeq names its product carbonic anhydrase 13. Bases 61 to 1068 code for a protein of 335 amino acids. NCBI's taxonomy places the organism in Eukaryota, Metazoa, Arthropoda, Insecta, Coleoptera, Curculionidae. Gene Ontology annotation, cellular component: cytoplasm. The transcript has 7 exons. The record is from RefSeq and is a predicted model, not a curated record. Gene Ontology annotation, molecular function: carbonate dehydratase activity; zinc ion binding.
GCCAAAUCCUCUUUAUCUUUAUAUGGUGUUUGCGAUGUCUGCUCCUCUAAUGCCGAAACGAUGGUGACGUUGCCCAAUGAAACAUUUUUGAUAGAAAAAGUUCCACAAACGCAAACCUAUCAGGGAUCAGAGUCGAUUUUAAAAAGCCCGAAAAUUUGCUUUUCACAUCACUGUUGCCGGUUGGGUGAAAUGAACACACAUCAGAUCCUGCUACAGUUGAAAGUGACUCGAAGGCGAAAUGUUUUACUUAAAAAUGAAAUUCUCUUGAUGCCAUUGGAAUGGGGAUACAACGAGGAAAACGGUCCAGAAAAAUGGCAGCACAGUUAUCCAGAGGCGGCUGGAGCCCGACAAAGUCCCAUCGACAUCAGGGCUGUUGAUCUGCAAGCCUUCAACACCAACAGGAAACUCAGCUGGAAUUACGUCCCGGAGAACACCAAGGAAGUGUCCAAUCCGGGAUAUUGCUGGAAAGUCAGCGUCGAUGGAACAGGAUCAAAUUUGUCGGGCGGUCCAUUAGACGGUACGUAUGUGCUGGAGCAGUUCCACUGCCAUUGGGGCCAAACCAAUGAAGAAGGAUCUGAGCACACAGUGAACGGGGAAAAAUAUGCUGGAGAACUGCAUCUGGUGCAUUGGAAUUCCUCCAAAUACUCAUCCUUUGCUGAAGCUGCCAAAUACCCGGACGGCCUGGCGGUCUUGGGAGUGUUCCUCAAGGUCGGCAGGAAGCACUUGGAGCUGGAUAAAAUCGUUUGCCAGCUGAACAAAGUGCAAUUUAGAGGCGAGCAUGCAAAAAUUCUGGUCCCCCUGGACCCAGGGGCUCUGCUGCCGGAAAACAGCGGUUACUACACCUAUUCGGGGUCUUUGACCACGCCCCCAUGUUCCGAAUGUGUGGUCUGGAUUGUUUUCAAAGACCCGGUGGAAAUAUCCCAGGAGCAGUUGGACACAUUUAGAGCUCUGAGGUGCUACAGUAGCGAAGACCUUUGCCCAUGCGAUGAGUACAAGGGCUUUGUGAAGAGCAACUUCAGACCCACGCUGCCUCUGGGACAGAGGGAGGUGAAGGAGUGUAGGCAAUAACAGAAGGCGUUGCAUACAACCAUGAUCUUGUAGUUUUGCUUGUCACAUAGAUGAAUUUAGUACCUACAUUUCAUUAUGUCUGAGUUAUUCGCAAUUCGUAGUCCGGGGUUUUCCGACUGGAAAAUCUGGAUGUACUGAAAUUCUCAACUGUGGUGGAUGAAGCCAAAUAUUUUUACGCACUUUUUCCUGAAAAAAGUUUUGCGGGGUUUUACGCAUGCCAACAGAUAAGGGUGGUUUAUUGCAAAAGGAUGGGGGACUUCAGGAGGGUUGACCAACAUGCCUCCAAAUGGGAGACGCUUGGUGAAGUCUUUGUAAUAAACAGUACUUAGCCCA